GUAUUUUCAUCGUUGGUGCCCGCCGCACACCUUUUGGGGCAAUGGGAGGAGCUUUUACAAAAGUAUCACCCACUGACCUCCAGGAGGUAGCUGCAAAAGCUGCACUUGCUGAUGCCAAAGUUGAUCCUAAACUUGUGGACUCUGUUGUCAUUGGUAAUGUUAUCUCGGUAUCAGACAAAGACACUGGCUACAUCUCCCGGCACGUUGGUCUGCGUGUGGGUGUGCCACUCGAAGCUCCUGCUCUCACCAUCAACCGACUCUGUGGGUCAGGGUUCCAGGCUGUGGUCACUGGUGCUCAUGAUAUAUUGAUGGGUGACAGCAAAAUUGUGUUGACUGGCGGCUCAGACAACAUGAGCAUGACUCCGAUGGUUCUACGAGACAUUCGUUUCGGCAUCAAACUUGGAGCCAACCUCGGCAUGGAGGACGCCCUGUGGACGCCACUGACCGACUACCACUGCAACACUCCCAUGGGUGUCACGGCCGAGAACCUGGCCAAGCAGUACAACAUCACCAGAGAAGAUGCCGAUCAAUUCGCCCUGAAGAGCCAAACUAAUUGGAAAAACGCCCAUGACAAAGGAUACUUCAAGGCUGAAUUGGCACCGGUGACCGUUAAGACCCGUAAAGGAGACAAGGAGAUCUCCGUUGACGAGCAUCCCAAGCCAGACACCGUGCUGGCUGGCCUCGCUAAACUCCCUUCAGUCUUCAUGAAGAAUGGAACUGUCACCGCCGGCACUGCUUCCGGUAUCUGCGACGGUGCGGGUGCAGUUGUGGUCGCGUCAGAGGAGGCCUGUAAGAGCAACAACCUGCAGCCCCUGGCCCGCCUCGUGGGCUACGCCAUCGCUGGCGUUGAGCCCACCAUCAUGGGCAUCGGGCCCGUGCCCGCCAUCAGGAAGCUCCUUAAAAUCUCUGGACUGCAGCUUGCUGACAUCAACCUAGUUGAAAUCAACGAGGCGUUUGCACCUCAGACGCUUGCCUGUCAGAGGGAGUUGGACAUCGACCCCGCCAUCCUAAACGUCAACGGCGGCGCCAUCGCUCUGGGCCAUCCGCUCGCCGCGUCGGGGGCGCGUAUAACCUCGCACCUAGUGCAUGAGAUGAGACGACGCCAAGUGAAGUACAGCAUCGGGUCGGCAUGCAUCGGAGGUGGUCAAGGCAUCGCCCUACUCCUGGAGUCUGUGUGACUGACUACGUGAUUGAUCCGCGGUCUCGUGCCUUCAGUGCUGCUGCUCCAGUUCUGAGCAGCUGGUGCUAAUAUAUCUAGUAGCCAAUUGUAGGAGUUAUCAUUAAUUUGUUUUACAUUUUGACGUGCCAACUCUAGCAGAGAAUGAUGCAUUGGUAUUUUAUUGAUAAUGUAUUAUAGCGUAGGUAGCGUAAAUAAUACCUCACUUGUUACUCCACUUGGUUUAGUUGCUUUAUUUGAGCGCUAUAUUCCUCCACUGCCUCUCUGUUCCUUGACCCUUCAGGCUCCCUCCCUCGAUUGCGAAACACGAGUCAGUCUUCAGUCUAAUUAACUGAGUAAAGAGUCCAAUAUUUUUAUUACUAUCUGUUCUUCAUUCUCUAUGAACGUUUUAUUGUACUUAUGUGAGUAGUAGCUUCAUCACUAAAUGUGUUGGGAAGUCAUCAUCUGUAUAUUUUUCUACCGGGAAAUCUUUAAUUUAAAUAAUUGUACGACGUAUUGGUAAAAGGGAUUUCUCUCGAAAAAAUCAUGACCGGAAA
Hyalella azteca is the source of this 1713-nucleotide messenger RNA. It is a transcript of the gene yip2, whose product is annotated as 3-ketoacyl-CoA thiolase, mitochondrial. The record is from RefSeq and is a predicted model, not a curated record. Gene Ontology annotation, biological process: fatty acid beta-oxidation. Lineage: Eukaryota; Metazoa; Arthropoda; Malacostraca; Amphipoda; Hyalellidae. Gene Ontology annotation, molecular function: acetyl-CoA C-acetyltransferase activity.